AUGAUGAUAGAUCGAAUCCACUCUGUUCCGUCCCCGGUAGAUGAAGCUGAAGCAGACUGUCCUCUAUGGCGUCAUGGCGACGAAGACCUUCGACCAACUUUCUCUGCCACCAAUACAUGGAAUCUGACACAUGAGCACUAUCAUCGUGUACCUUGGAGCAAGCUUAUAUGGUUUACGCAGGCAGUUCCACGCUUCUCGUUUUUUACUUGGCUACCUUUCAAAGAUAAGCUGUCCACUGGUGAACGCACUCGAAGCUGGGGCAUUGUCCAAUCUUGUCGUCUCUGCGGUGAGCCAAAUGAGACAAGCGACUAUCUCAUCUUCGCAUGUCCAUUCUCGUACACACUGUGGACUGAGCUGGUGGGGUACCUUCUUGGCAUGAGGGAUGCUCCGGACUGUACUGACACAGCCUCUUUCCUUCUCUCCAACAGUGUUCCAAAGCUAGACCUUCCCCUCUUGCGUUUGGUUUUCCAAGCAACAAUUCACAGCAUCUGGCGUGAAAGGAACGCACAGAAGCACAAAAAAUGA
Brassica napus (rape) is the source of this 525-nucleotide messenger RNA. RefSeq lists its product as uncharacterized. The coding region runs from base 1 to 525 and encodes 174 amino acids. NCBI's taxonomy places the organism in Eukaryota, Viridiplantae, Streptophyta, Magnoliopsida, Brassicales, Brassicaceae. The transcript has a single exon. The record is from RefSeq and is a predicted model, not a curated record.